Molecule: messenger RNA, 777 nt
Organism: Cylindrotheca closterium
Lineage: Eukaryota; Bacillariophyta; Bacillariophyceae; Bacillariales; Bacillariaceae
Source: the annotation of a GenBank genome assembly
AUGAUGAAACCCAGUCUCGGCAUCCUACUUGUCCAUGCCCUGUGCUUGGCAUCUGCCCUGGUAACAGGGCCUUCUUCGGUCCUUCGUCAUGUCAGGAGAAAUCCGUUCGAUAGCUGUUCCAUCGGCAAUCGAUAUUCUAGCCACAAUGACCACACCAUCAGCAGGACGACUCCUCAGACUUCGUUUGCCAUUUCUCCCGAGAGUGCGGAUUACCAAGAGUCCAUCAAGGGAAACUUUACGGCUGUGGUUGCCACCACCGACAAGCAGAAUAAGGGAUUCAUUAACAACAGUAAUAUCACUUCGUUGGUGACUGGAAUCAAUGCACUGCAAGCUUGCACGGCAGGUCUUUGUCUAGUGGGAAGACUGCCAGUGCUCAAUGGUGUCUUGUCCUUUUUGGUGGGAAAAGGCGUUUUGCUCAUUGGCAUUGCAGUAAUGGCACUUGCUUGGAAUGAAACAAGGAAUCCUGUGGUAGACAAGGACGACAGCAGGUUAUUGACCACGACUGGACUCUACUCUCAAAUACGGCAUCCAUUCUUGGCUGGACAAUGGAUGGCACUCAUUGGUUUUGCCGGCUGCUUCGGUAAGAAGCAAAGUCCCAUUCGAUACCUCUUUGCCAGUCUCUAUUAUUUGGUCUUGAGGAAAAAGGUGGAAUUGCAAGAACAAGAAUUGGAGCAACAAUUUGGGCACGAAUACCAAGUGUACAAGGUUCUAGUAAAGGGUCAGCUGAUACCACAUGCUAUAUCGUCGAAAUUUUUUCCCACGCUCAGUGAAGGAUAA